UUCAUCAUCCAAUUUCACGCACAUAUCGUACGUUAGCUAACGCUGUUAUCCACACGCGAAGUAAAUAUUAGACACUUGUACAUUUGUUAUUAGGUAGGUAGGUAUUGCAUUGUAAUCCUAGCCAUCCGACUUAUGUUAAUAUGCAAAAGUUUGUGUUGGCCAACAAAGUCUUGUCGCUAGACAACGGCUUGCAUCGAUUUAAAUAUAGCCAAAUGGGGUGCUAUCAAUAUACAGUCAUGGUGAACUGGGACGGGGGCAUUUCUGGUCGCCAUAGAUCUGUAGCCAAUGUGGUGCAAUAGAGUUCAGUGGGUACAGCUCGCUGAACAUCGCUGGAAAGCCUAAAAGCGCGCUCCCAUCUGAAGCGCGCCAUCGAGAACAAGUCGAGGGCGGCAAAUAGUCCAGGCAGGGCAGUUUGCCUGUUCUCUUCCGAACAUGGAUAAUUGGACAAAAAACACACAUUUACAAGGAAACAACCACAUAUUCCAUCAUGCAAUGGGAGGAAGCUGACCACUGAUAUCUCAAAGACUUUGAGGCAAGACCAGAAGUCUUAACGGAGCAAGAGGGCUGCUUUAAAGGUAUGGAGCAGGACAGCACAGGUGUGUGGCCGCGCCUGGAGCCCUUCCUGUUGGGCGCGCUGCAGGUGCCGCCGCCCGCCAAGCUCAGCUUGCACUACCUGCGCAAGAUGGCCGCCUACGUGCGCACGCGCGAGGGCUGCUACCCGCGGCUGGCGUGGACGCUGUGGAGGCACAUCGCCUGCGGCAAGCUGCAGCUCGCGGAGGACCUGGCCUGGCUCUACUUCGAGACGUUUGACCUCCUGACGCCGCACGUCCCAGAGGAGAGGCUGGGGUGGGCCGAGGCGCUAUCCCAGUGCGCCUGCGCCAAGGAGCUCGACCGAGUGCGCGGCAAGCUGUCCGUGGACACGCUGCAGUUCCUGCUCUUCCUCUACAUGCAGCAGCUGAACCGCGUGUCUCUGCGCACCUCUCUGAUCGGGGAGGAGUGGCCCAGCCCUCGAGCCCGCUCACCGUCCCCGUCCUCCGACCGGGAGGCCAAGACCAGCUCCCAGAACAAGAACUGGGACGACCAGGCGCACCUGACCUUCGUCCAGACGCACCUGUCGGACCUGCUGGAGCUGCUGCUGGAGCCGGGGCAGCUGAGCCAGUCGGGCCAGGCGGUGCGGGACAGCCAGGUGUCCGCCGAGGCCGUGCAGAGCCUCGGCUUCCUGCUGGAGGGGUGCGCGGGCCGGGGGCGCACGGUGCACCCCCUGCACCGGCUGCUGGGCCGCGCCCCGCUGCAGGCCCAGGCCGGGUUCUCCAAGCUCAGCCGCUCCUUCUCCCUGCAGCAGCUGCAGGCCUGGCUGCGGCGGACGCUCUGCCUCAACCCCUUCGGCAUCUCCGCCUGCCUGCGCUCCGGGAAGAAGCUGGCCUGGGCCCAGCAAGUGGAAGGCUCUAUCAAGAGAGCCAAGAUCGCCCGCAACACUCACAUGGCUCCGCCCGGGAGCAAGGUGGUGCUGAUGUCCCAGGUGUUCCGGCAGACGCUGGCCAAGAACUCGGAUAAGCUGGCCGGAGCCAACAUCAAACUGCAUCGCUGCAGCGAGGCCUUCAUCUACCUGCUCUCCCCCCUCAGGUCCGUGUGCCUGGACAAGUGCCGGAACAGCACGGUGGUCCUGGGCCCGGUGGAGACCAGCGUUCACGUGCAGAGCUGCGAGAACGUGACGGUGGUGUGUGUGGCGGGGCGCGUGGCCGUGGGGGCCUCCUCCCACUGCACCCUCCACGCCCUGACGCCCAGCCGGCCGCUGCUCCUCCCCGGCAACACGGCCCUCACCCUGGGGCCCUUCCACACGCACUACCCCGCCCUGGAGGACGACAUGGCCCGCGUCGGCCUGGCCGUGGUCCCCAACGUCUGGGACCGGCCCCUGACGCUGGGGCCCGAGGGGAACCCCCACGACAACGCCGCCUACCGCCUUCUCCCGCCCGGCGAGUUCUGCCCCAUGGCCAUACCCUUCCAGAUGGAAGGGGAUACCUGCGAGGUGCCUGGGGGGCUGCCCCCGCUCUACAGAAAGGCCGUGGACGAGAGGGAGCUCCGGGUGCAGGAGUGGCAGAAGACCGUGAAGGACGCUCAUCUGAUCAAAGACCAGCGGCGGCAGUUCCAGGCCCUGGUGGAGCAGAAGUUCCACGAGUGGCUGCUGGAGUCUGGGCACAGGCAGCAGCUGGACUGCCUCAUCCCCCCCACGCUCACCUCCGGCCCUGGGGAGUCCUCGGGCAGCUGGGUGGACGCCUACAGCCCUGACCACAGCAAAUCCGGCGAGAUGAACCCCGAAGGACCUCGACAGGCGGCGGGACAGACGUCGACAGCCCGCUGAAUUAACGGGUCCUGAACUGAGACCCGGACUCCCGACAACACCUGAAGGUGUCGACAGAUUGUGCCUCCGUGUACUCACCCUGGAUCCGUUUAGCUUUUUUUUGGUGUAAAGAGGUUGGGGUUCGGAUGAGGUUUGGAUGAGUUAACUGGUCUCAGAUCGGGGGGCUUGUGUCACAGAGCAGGAUUACGGAGUUAGCUGGAUAACCGUGCCGAGUUAAAACCAAAACGGACAAAAAGUCCGUGUUCCAGAUUUAGGAGAGGUUCCAGGUUUUACUCGGUGCCGAACUCCGUAAUCCUGCUCUGUGAUAAAGGCCCCUGGACUCUGGUGUGCCGUUUGGCCAGAGCAGGCCUCAGCCACAGGCUGCAGCCUGAUCUUUGUUGGCAGACUGCCCCGUACCUCCACCCACGCUCCUCUAGGGCUGGGAACUGCUGCCUUUCCACCCGCCCUUUAGCUGGGAGUCUGACGGGAAGACCGUCUGGCCAAUCAGCAGCACUGUUCCGUUAACUGGUCAGUUAAUUACCUGGGAGGAAGGAAAACCAGGGCCCGAUUUAGGUCUGAGGAUCGGUCCGUAGUUUCAAGUAGGCCUGGCUGUAAGCUUCAUAAGGGGCAUGGUACUGACUGCCCUGGGGUUGAUUGACAGCUCUGUCACAGCACAAGUUGAUUGAAAGAUCAAAAACGUGGCCAUUCACAGGCAUCAGCUAGAGCAGGGCUGCCCGACCCUGUUCCUGGAGAUCUACCAUCCUUUAGGUUCUAAUUUGGCAUCUCCCUAUUCUAAUUGGCAGCUCAACUAGAUAUCUAGCUGUUGAAUGAGGUGUGCUUUGUUCGGGUCAGAGUGAAAACCCUACAGAAGGGUAGAUCUCCAGGAACAGGGUUGGGCAGCCCUGCUCUAGCUGUUGAACGAGGUGUGCUUUGUUAGGGUCGGAGUGAAAACCCUACAGGAGGGAAGAUCUCCAGGAACAGGGUCGUGCAGCCCUGAGGUAGAGCGAUACAUGACGGUCAGUUCUCCUGUUAUUAGUCACACUCCGAUCACUUGCUGUAUGUGAAAUGCUGGGUAGUCAGGUUGUAAACAUAAAAGGGAAUGGUCUAAUAUAUGAAAGGUACAUUCUUGCUCACGCACAGAAGGACAUUGUGCAGUGUGUGAAUGAUGAUGAUGAACCGCGAAUGCAGACAGGUGAACGGGGGUCUAUGUCUAUGACAGCAAGACAGCAAGAUAAUGCUGCCUAGAUAGUACUGUCGAGAACCGGCAGCAAACGGUAAACAACCAGCUGUAUCAAAAUGGCUGCCCAGGUUACCAAAUUCUUCUCAAAGGUUUCACGUUAAUUUUCCCUCAAAUGAAUUAUGGGAAGGUUGAUAGAAAUUAAGGGGUAAAAAGCGAAACGUUAUCUGGUGCACUUGUUUGUAGAGUUAAUGAAAGUGCAUAACGAUUGUAUUACAUUUGCAUGGAAGUACUGUACCUUUUAUCCAUGACGGGUUAAAGGUCAAAAUGGCGGUGUCUCUCUGAACAAAUGGGACUUUGCCUUAGUUUUGCUGCUUAGCUCUGUUUUUGCCUUACACUGAAAUUGCACUCAAGCCUGUUAAAUGGUCCAAAGUAGUCCAGUCGCAUUUUAAAAAGCACAUAUUUUUGUACAAUAUUCUUUCCAGCCACUUUCACAGAAAAAAAAAAGAAAGCACUUAUUUUGUGCCUUGCCUCAGAAGAGUUUAUUGUUGUUGAGGUGUGUGACCAUUCUUGUUUACAUUUGCUUCGAUAAACCCAAUGAAACUGAAGUAACGAUUGAUUGCUCCAGACCACACAAAUGCAAUGCAAAGAAGCCUUGAAAGUCGCUGAUAAACUGAUAAACACCAAAUAAAAAGAUUGUCUGUC
Messenger RNA from Conger conger (European conger), 4220 nucleotides. It is a transcript of the gene tbccd1, whose product is annotated as TBCC domain containing 1. Bases 578 to 2359 code for a protein of 593 amino acids. NCBI's taxonomy places the organism in Eukaryota, Metazoa, Chordata, Actinopteri, Anguilliformes, Congridae. Gene Ontology annotation, cellular component: spindle pole centrosome. Gene Ontology annotation, biological process: maintenance of centrosome location; maintenance of Golgi location. The record is from RefSeq and is a predicted model, not a curated record. The transcript is spliced from 7 exons.